CCCAACCCACCAUCCUUGCUGGACUGACCCAGCAUCCACCUCUCUGGAAGCCUCCUCUGGCCUCCCUUGUCCCCCCACCCUCUGCAGAAAUCUGAAGGCUCACAUUGACACCCUCAACUUCUCCCAGAGCCACAGAGUCUUGGGCCUCAGUGAACACCAAGGAUUGGAGCUCUGACUCUGCUUUCCCCACCCUAUUCCACCAAUCUCCUUCUCUCGAAUUCUUGCUAACCCUUGGGGUUCUCCCUGAAGACCAACUUCAGAACUCAUAGUCCUCCUAGGAAGACUCCUACCUCCGUGGGGAGAAGCAGCCUCUACCAUUGGGGCUGCAGACACACAAAGAGAAAUCCCCUGCUUCACAUGGCUGUUCUCGAAGGAGGAGCCACCCUCCCCUGCAUAGAGCUAAGCAGCCAGGACCCAGCCAGGGCAUCCCCCUUUGGUCUUGAGCUCCCCAUCCUGAAAAACCUGUCUGGGGGCCCUCCCUGAGGCCACAGUGUCCAAGGGGCAAGUUGGACUGGAUUCCCACAGCCCCUCCCACCCCAAGACAAAAUCAGCCACCCUGGGGCAGGGCCUUAUUGGUCUCAGGAAGCCCCAGUCUGUUCCAGGAUCCAGUUCCCAGCACAGUAUGACAUCCACACUGCCUGUCCAGACCUUACCCUUGUUCCUGAUUCUGCUGGCUGUCCUGGCUCCGGGGACUGCAGAUUUCAACAUCUCAAGCCUCUCUGGUGUGUUGUCUCCGGCGCUAACAGAAAGCCUGCUGGUUGCCUUGCCCCCGUGUCACCUCACUGGAGGCAACGCUACACUGAUGGUCCGGAGAGCCAACGACAGCAAAGUGGUUAAAUCAGUCUUCAUGGUGCCUCCGUGCCGUGGACGCAGGGAGCUAGUGAGUGUGGUGGACAGUGGGGCUGGCUUCACCGUCACCAGGCUCAGCGCCUAUCAGGUGACAAACCUAACACCAGGAACUAAAUACUACAUUUCCUACCGAGUGCAGAAGGGGACAUUCACGGAGUCCAGUCCAGAGACCCCAAUGUCCACGCUUCCUCGAAGGAACAUGGAGUCUAUCAGCUUAGGAAUGGCCCGGACGGGAGGCAUGGUGGUCAUCACGGUGUUGCUGUCUGUCGCCAUGUUCCUGUUGGUCGUGGGCCUUAUUGUUGCCCUGGCACUGGGUGCCCGAAAAUGAGGAGGGCUCUCCGGCAUCACAGGCUCCUCCAAGACAUCCAGCUUGCUUUGUCCCAGGAUUCAGUCACUGGCUCUACAACCCCCCCCCCUGCCUUCUCUUCCGGUUCCUUGUCUCCCUCCACUCAGCCAUUUCCUAAGCAUCUCUCUCCCUGCUCUGUCUCACCUUCCAAUACUCACUGCUGUCUCCUAUUGUAGUCCUGUGAGAGCUGAUUUUCCUCCUCCAUGGGCUUAGCUCUCAUAAUAAAGGCUGGCGCACGUC
Molecule: messenger RNA, 1435 nt
Organism: Mesocricetus auratus (golden hamster)
Lineage: Eukaryota; Metazoa; Chordata; Mammalia; Rodentia; Cricetidae
Gene: Upk2
Product: uroplakin 2
Exons: 5
Coding region: 623-1177 (184 amino acids)
Biological process (GO): epithelial cell differentiation
Cellular component (GO): apical plasma membrane
Source: RefSeq, a predicted model, not a curated record